This is a messenger RNA of Girardinichthys multiradiatus, 16299 nucleotides long. RefSeq names its product plectin a (gene pleca). The transcript has 36 exons. Bases 700 to 14793 code for a protein of 4697 amino acids. The record is from RefSeq and is a predicted model, not a curated record. Gene Ontology annotation, biological process: wound healing; intermediate filament bundle assembly. Lineage: Eukaryota; Metazoa; Chordata; Actinopteri; Cyprinodontiformes; Goodeidae. Gene Ontology annotation, cellular component: cytoskeleton; cell junction; keratin filament. Gene Ontology annotation, molecular function: keratin filament binding; structural molecule activity; protein binding.
UUUAAUCCUCUCUGCAGGACUUCCUGUGUUCAUUGUGCCGUUGGUGUUUAACCACGCCUCGUUUCUGAAGGUUUAAAAGCCUUAACCUGCAGACAGAUUGUCAGCUCAUCACAUCAAUAAAUAUUUGACCCGUGGAGCAGCCCAGUAAAACCAGUCCUGAGAGUUUUUCAGGAACAGGUCUUAAUAGGAAGGCUUUUUUAAAUAGCUGAGGUGAAACCUGGCUCCGUUUGUCUGUUCUGCUGUGAAUAAAAUGCAACCUGGACCUGAUUGUUCAGUUUGUGUUGCCAUGCAAACAUAAUUGGCUGCAGAGGAAUGAGCAUCAGGCUUGUGAAGAAUCGCUCUGAGGAGCCCGUCACUCUAUCAUUACUGCAGAUCCAGCUGGCAGAUGUUCAGCGUCGCCUCAAGUGGAUCUCUGGGUCGCCCCUCGACCUGGCUCCCUCGUAAUCGUGUUAGGUUUCCUCCUGGCUGUUCCUGGGCGUGGCUGACUUGCUCCAUGCCACUCCUCCCACACUCUCACACUUUUCCAGGACGGAGUAAAACCCAACGUAGGCACACACUGUGAGCUGACGUGGGCCGAAGUCUGAGCCAGGCCUCUGCAGGAACAGCUGGAACCCAUCAGAGGACGCACAGCGGCCCCUUUAUGAGCUCUGCUGCAGUCCUGCUCUGAAGGCAGCGCCGAACACUCAGAGGCUCUGCAGCAUGGACCUCCUCAUGUCCUGGGCCGUCACUGACCCAGCUGUGGCCCGGCUCCUCUGGGUCCUGCUCCUGAUGGUGGCCACCUUCCUCAUCUGGCUCUUCUUCUGCUGCUACAGCUGGAACCAGAGUUCAUCGCCCUCCCUGGAGAGGUACCUGGCAGUGAUGGUGAAGAAGUCCAAAUCUAAAGCUCCAGCUCAGAGGAAGAAAAAGCUGAAGGAGAAGCCAGCAGCUUUGGAUCAGUUGGAGGAAGUUGUUCUGAAAGAGUCUGCAGUGGUGGAUCAGGAGGAUCUGGGUCCUGCAUCAGCAAGGAAAAGGAAGAAGAAGCUUCCUCCAAAAGCCAGGAUGGAAACCGUGACCGCAGUGGGAACUCAGAAGAACAUGGAGGAGGUGCAGGACAAGCCCAGGAGGAGGCCUCUGGUCCGAGCAGCGUCAGAGGAGAGCUCCAGUGAUCUGAGCUCUAUUAACUGCUCUCCGUUUCCGGGUGACACGCUGCCCUGGAACCUUCCCAAGCACCACCGAAUGAAGCGCUCCAAGUCGGCCUCUGGAGAUGUUCUGGAUCCAGCAGAGAGGGCAGUGAUUCGCAUUGCAGAUGAACGGGACCGGGUUCAGAAGAAGACCUUCACAAAAUGGGUCAACAAGCACCUGAUGAAGGCCCAGCGGCACAUCACGGACCUGUACGAAGACCUCAGGGAUGGACACAACCUCAUCUCCCUGCUGGAGGUUCUCUCAGGAGAGACUCUGCCGCGGGAAAAGGGCCGAAUGCGCUUCCACAAACUGCAGAAUGUCCAGAUUGCUCUGGACUUUCUCAAACACAGACAGGUCAAACUGGUCAACAUCAGAAAUGAUGACAUUGCAGAUGGAAACCCCAAACUGACCCUGGGCCUGAUAUGGACCAUCAUCCUUCACUUCCAGAUCUCAGACAUCCAGGUGAACGGUCAGUCGGACGACAUGACGGCCAAAGAGAAGCUGCUGCUGUGGUCUCAGAGGAUGGUGGAGGGGUACCAGGGUCUGCGCUGCGACAACUUUACCACCAGCUGGAGGGACGGGAGGCUCUUCAACGCCAUCAUUCACAAACAUAGGCCCAGUCUGAUUGACCUGAAUCAGGUGUACCGGCAGACAAAUCAAGAGAACCUGGAGCAGGCCUUCAACGUGGCAGAAAGAGAGCUGGGUGUCACCAGACUGCUAGAUCCAGAAGAUGUGGAUGUUCCCCAUCCAGAUGAGAAGUCCAUCAUCACAUACGUCUCCUCACUGUACGACGCCAUGCCGAGGGUACCGAACGUCCAGGACGGGAUUAAAGCCAACGAGCUGGAGCUGCGCUGGCAGGAGUAUUACGAGGUGGUCACCAUGCUGCUGCAGUGGAUCAGACACCACAUCCUCGUCUUCGAGGAGAGGAAGUUCCCCAACAGCUAUGAGGAGGUCGAGGUUCUGUGGCGUCAGUUCCUGAAGUUCAAGGAAACUGAGCUUCCAGCAAAAGAGGCGGACAAGAACCGCUCCAAACACAUCUUCAAGUCAUUUGAAGGUGCGGUCCAGGCUGGGCAGGUCAAGGUGCCUCCUGGUUAUCAUCCGUUUGACGUGGAGAAGGAGUGGGGUCGGCUGCACGUCGCCAUCCUGGAGCGAGAGCGCCUCCUCAGGACGGAGUUCGAGAGGUUGGAGCGACUUCAGAGGAUCGUCAGUAAGGUCCAGAUGGAGUCGGGGGUGUGUGAGGAGCAGCUCAACCAGGUGGAGACGCUGCUACAGAUGGAUGUAAGGAUGAUGAGCUCCGGGAAACCUGCUCAGCACAUAGCUGAGGUGGAGGCAGACCUGGAGAAAGCAGAGGGAAUGAUCCGCUUCCUCUUCAAUGACGUUCAGUUGUUAAAAGAUGGGCGUCACCUGCAGGCCGAACAGAUGUAUCGCAGAGUAUAUCGUCUCCAUGAGAGGCUUGUAAACAUCCGCAGUGAGUAUAACCUGCGGCUCAAGUCAGGUGUGACCACCGCUCAGAUCCCCAUGACCCAGGUCCACACGGCACAGGAGGACUGCACCCUGGAGCAGUCCUCCUCCAGGGUGCAUCCCGAGCUAGAUGAGGUCACCCUGCGCUAUGUCCAUGACCUGCUGGGCUGGGUGGAGGAGAACCAGCGGCGGGUGGACGAGGGCGAGUGGGGCUCCGACCUGCCAAACGUGGAGACGCAGCUGGGCAGUCACCGAGGCCUACACCAGUCUGUGGAGGAGUUUCGCUCCAAGAUCAAGAGGGCGAAGGCCGAUGAGAGCCAGAUUUCUCCUGCGAGUAAGGCUGCGUACCGUGAAUAUGUAGGAAAACUGGAGCUGCAGUACGGAAAGCUGCUGAAAGCCUCAAAAGCUCGUCUGCGCUACCUUGUGGAGCUGCACGCCUUUGUCAGUGCAGCGACCAAAGAGCUCAUGUGGCUGAACGAGAAAGAGGAGGAGGAGGUCAACUACGACUGGAGUGAACGAAACACCAACAUGGCCUCCAAGAAAGAAUGCUACUCGGGUUUGAUGAGAGAACUGGAGCUCCGGGAGAAGAAGGUCAAUGGUGUUCAGGCCACAGGAGACAAGCUGCUUAGAGAUGGACACCCUGCCAGACAGACAAUCGAGGCGUUCACUGCAGCAUUGCAGACUCAGUGGAGUUGGCUCCUUCAGCUGUGCUGCUGCAUCGAAACCCACCUGAAGGAAAACACUGCCUACUUCCAGUUUUUCGCCGAUGUGAAGGAGGCUGAGGAGAAGAUGAAAAAGAUGCAGGAGGUGAUGAAGAGGAAGUACACAUGUGACCGUUCGAUCACAGUAACACGGCUGGAGGACCUCCUGCAGGACGCUGCUGAAGAGAAAGAGCAGUUAGCCGAGUUCAAAACUCACCUGGAAGGUCUGAAGCGCCGAGCAAAGAUGGUGGUCCAGCUGAAGCCGCGAAACCCUGCGAGUGCCAUUAAGGGGAAGCUGCCCAUCCAGGCUGUCUGUGAUUUUAAGCAGAUGGAGAUCACGGUCCACAGAGGAGAUGAGUGCGCUCUGCUCGACAACUCGCAGCCGUUUAAGUGGAGAGUUCUGAACGAUCAAGGCAGCGAGUCGUCUGUGCCGUCCAUCUGCUUCCUGGUGUCACCCACCAAUAAGGACGCAGUGAACAGCGUUGCCGGGCUGGACGGGAACCUCCAGAGGCUGCAGACCAUGUGGCAGAUGAUGUUUGUGGACCUGAAGAGCAUGUUAUCCUGGCAGUACCUGAUGAGAGACAUUCACAUCAUCAACUCCUGGAACAUCACCAUGUUUAAGACUCUGAGGGUGGAGGAGUACCGGCUGGCUCUGAGGAACUUAGAGCAGCACUACCAGGACUUCUUGAGGGACAGUCAGGACUCCCAGAUGUUCGGGGCAGAGGACCGAAUGCAGGUGGAGUCCAACUAUAACCGAGCCAACCAUCACUACCAGACCAUGGUCAGCUCUGCAGAGCAAGGAGAACAAGACGAGUCUGUGUGUAAGACUUACCUGACGAAGAUCAAAGACCUCCGUUUGAGGCUGGAAGGUUGCGAGAACCGAACGGUGACGCGUCUUCGGCAGCCGGUAGACAAGGAACCUCUGAAGGCCUGCGCCAUGAAGACCGCGGAGCAGAUGAAAGUCCAGUCAGAGCUGGAGGGCUUGAAGAAGGACUUGAGCUCCAUCGCUGAGAAGACUGAGGAGGUCCUGGCGUCUCCUCAGCAGUCCAGCUCUGCUCCGAUGCUGCGCUCCGAGCUGGACAUCACCCUGAAGAAGAUGGAGCUUGUCUACGGACUCUCCAACGUCUACCUGGACAAGCUGAAGACCAUCGACGUUGUGAUCAGGAACACUGAAGAGGCUGAGGACUCACUGAAGAACUACGAGACUCGACUGCAGGAUGUCAGUAAAGUUCCUGCUAAUGAGAAGGAGGUGGAGGAUCAGCGCAGCCAGCUGAAGGCGACGCGUGGAGAAGCUGAGUCAGACCAGGCCAUCUUCGACCGGCUGCAGGACGAGCUCCGUAGAGCGACGGCCAUCAGCGACAAGAUGACCAGGAUCCACAGCGAGCGCGAUACCGAGGUGGAUCACUACCGGCAGCUGGUCAGCGGCCUCCUGGAACGCUGGCAAGCCAUGUUCACUCAGAUGGACCUCCGGCUGCGGGAGCUCGACCUCCUUGGACGCAGGAUGAGAAGCUACAGGGAGAGUUACGAGUCGCUGAUCCGCUGGCUGGGAGAGGCCCGGCAGAGGCAGGAGAAGAUCCAAUCUGUGCCCAUAGGAGACGGGAAGGCACUCGGGGAUCAGCUGGCAGAGGAGAAGAAACUCUUGGAGGAAAUUGAGAAAAACAAAACGGAAGUUGAAAGUUGUCAGAAAAAUGCGAAAGCUUACAUCGAUUCUGUCAAGGAUUACGAGCUCCUCGUCUUGACCUACAGAGCUCUCCAGGAUCCCAUGGCUUCUCCUCUGAAGAAACCCAGAAUGGAGUGUGCAUCAGAUAACAUCAUCCAGGAGUAUGUGACCCUGAGAACCCGCUACAGCGAGCUGAUGACCCUCACCAGGCAGUACAUUAAGUUCAUCACAGACGCACAGCGCCGCCUAGAGGACGAUGAGAAAGCUUCAGAAAAACUAAAAGAAGAGGAAAGAAGAAAACUGGCAGAGAUUCAGGCCGAAUUAGAAAAGCAGAAGCAGUUGGCUGAAGCUCAGGCUAAAUCCGUGGCCAAAGCAGAACAAGAGGCCCAGGAGCUGAAGCUGAAGAUGAAGGAGGAGGCUAACAGGAGGCAGGAUGCGGCUGCGGACUCCGAGAAGCAGAAACAGAACAUCCAACAGGAGCUGCAGCAGCUGAAGAUUCUGUCUGAGCAGGAGAUCAAGUCCAAGAGUCACCAGCUGAAGGAGGCGCUGGACAGUCGAACCAAAAUCGAGGAGGAGAUCCACAUCAUCCGAGUCCAGCUGGAAACAACAAUGAAGCAGAAAACCACAGCCGAGUCCGAGUUACAGAGCCUCAGAGACAAAGCUGCCGAGGCUGAGAAGCUCCGGAAAACCGCUCAGGACGAGGCAGAAAGGCUCCGCAAGCAGGUCACAGAGGAGAGCCAGAAAAAGAAAAAUGCUGAAGAUGAACUGAAGCGUAAAGCUGAAGCUGAGAAGGAAGCAGCCAAGCAAAAGCAGAAAGCCCUGGAUGAUCUGCAGAACUUUAAAAUGCAGGCCGAGGAAGCAGAGAGGCGCAUGAAGCAGGCAGAGCAGGAGAAGCUCAGACAGAUCAAAGUGGUGGAGGAGGUGGCACAGCAGACCGCUGCCACCCAGAUGCAAUCCAGAGCCACAUUAUUCACCGAAAAGACUACAGAACUGGAGAAAUCUCUGAAGAAAGAGCAGGGCACUGUCCUGCAGCUGCAGGAUGAAGCUGAACAACUGAGGAAACAACAGGAGGAAGCCAACAAGGCCAGAGAGCAGGCAGAGCAAGAGCUGGAGACAUGGAGGCAGAAAGCCAACGAGGCUCUUCGCCUCAGGCUGCAGGCUGAGGAGGAGGCCCAGAAGAAGAGCCAGGCUCAGGAGGAAGCAGAGCGCCAGAAGCUUGAAGCCGAACGAGAUGCCAAGAGGAGAACAAAGGCUGAGGAAGCUGCGCUGAAGCAGAAGGACAACGCUGAAAAAGAGCUGGAGAAACAGAGGCAAUUUGCUGAACAAAUAGCUCAGCAGAAACUGUCCGCCGAGCAAGAAUGCAUUCGCAUAAAGGCCGACUUCGAACACGCUGAACAGCAGAGGGCGCUGCUGGACGGUGAGCUCCAGCGUCUGAAAAACGAGGGCCGAGCUGCAGAAAACCAGAGGAAACAACUAGAAGACGAGCUGGCCAAAGUCCGGAGUGAAAUGGACGCUCUACUGCAGAUGAAGAUCAAAGCUGAGAAGGAGACGCGUUCCAAGACAGAAAAGAGCAAGCAGCUCCUAGAAUCAGAAGCUCUGAAGAUGAAACAGCUGGCGGAGGAGGCCGCCCGGCUAAGAACGGUUGCUGAAGAGGCAAAGAAGCAGAGGCAGAUCGCAGAAGAAGAGGCAGCAAAGCAAAGAGCAGAGGCCGAAAUGAUCCUCAAAGAAAAACUGGCCGCCAUCAGUGAGGCGACGCGAGUGAAGACCGAAGCAGAGAUCGCCCUGAAGGCGAAGGAGGCAGAGAACGAGAGACUGAAGAGGAAGGCUGAGGAGGAAGCUUAUCAGAGGAAGCUCCUGGAGGACCAAGCUGCCCAGCACAAGCAGGAGAUACAGGAGAAGAUCACUCAGCUGAAGGGCUCCUCUGAGUCUGAGCUGGAGAGACAGAAAACGGUGGUGGAGGAAACUCUGAGGCAGAAGAAGGUGGUCGAAGAGGAGAUUCACAUCAUCAGGAUCAACUUUGAGAAAGCAUCAAAGGAGAAGUCUGACCUGGAGCUGGAGUUAAAGAAGCUGAAGGACGUUGCAGAUCACACACAGAAGAGCAAACUGAAAGCUGAAGAAGAGGCGGGGAAACUGAAAAAACUGGCAGCGGAAGAGGAGAGGAAGAGGAAAGAAGCUGAGGAGAAAGUGAAGAUUAUUACUGCAGCAGAGGAAGAGGCGGCUAAGCAAUGCAAAGCUGCUCAGGAGGAAGUGGAACGGCUCAAAAAGAAGGCGGAGGAAGCCAACAAGCAGAGAGACCACGCUGAGAAGGAGGCAGAGAAGCAGGUGGUCCUGGCCAAGGUGGCGGCAGAGAAACGCAUCGCUGCAGAGCAAAAAGCUCAAAAUAUUCUCAGCAAGAACAAAGAAGAUGUUCUCGCUCAGGAGAAGCUCCGAGAUGAUUUUAUUAAUGCAAAGAAGCUUGCUGAAGCUGCUGAGAAGGCCAAAGAGAAAGCAGAGAAAGAGGCCACGUCACUGCGCCAGAAAGCUGAGGAGGCUGAGAAGCAGAAAAAAGCUGCAGAAGACGAAGCUGCGAAACAAGCCAAGGCUCAACAAGAUGCAGAAAGACUGAGGAAGGAGGCAGAGGAGGAGGCAUCACGGCGAGCUGGAGCUGAAGCUGCGGCGCUGAAGCAGAAGCAGCAGGCGGAUGCAGAGAUGGCCAAACACAAGAAAGAGGCUGAACAGGCACUGAAGCAGAAAUCCCAGGUGGAGAAGGAGCUUUCAGCCAUCAGACUGCAACUGGAAAAGACCGACAAGCAGAAAGAAGUGUUGGACGCUGAGCUUCAGAGAGUAAAAGGUGAAGUUAACGACGCUGUCAAACAGAAAGCACAGGUGGAGGAAGAACUUUCCAAAGUGAAGAAUCAGAUGGAUGAGCUCCUUAAAGUUAAACUCAAGAUUGAGGAGCAAAACCGCCUCCUCAUGCAGAAAGACAAAGACAACACCCAGAAACUACUCCAGGAGGAGGCAGAGAAGAUGAAGAACCUGGCAGCAGAAGCAGCUCGACUCGCCGUGGAAGCUGAAGAAGCAGCCAGGCAGAGACAGAUUGCUGAGUCAGAUUUGGCUGAACAGCGAGCACUCGCAGAGAAGAUGCUGAAGGAGAAAAUGCAGGCCAUCCAGGAGGCUACACGACUGAAGGCUGAAGCAGAGGAGCUCCAGAAACUGAAGGACCAGGCUCAGGAAAAGGCUAAAAAACUACAGCAGGACAAACAACAGAUCCAGCAGCGUCUUGAAAAGGAGACCGAGGACUUCCAAAAAUCUCUUGAGGCAGAGCGCACGAGGCAGCGGGAGGCAUCUGUUGAAGCCGAGAAGCUGAAGCUCAGAGUCAAGGACCUCAGUGAUGCUCAGGCGAACGCCGAAGAGGAGGCCAAGAAGUUCAAGAAGCAAGCAGAAGAAGUUAAAGCUCGCCUCCAGAGCCCCGAAAAACAAGUGCAGGAGACUGUUGUCCAGAAGCUGGAGACCCAGGUGCUGCAGAGCAGCCGAGAAGCUGAUGAUCUGAAAAAAGCCAUUUCUGAGCUGGAGAAUGAAAAGAAGAAACUGAGAAAAGAUGCUGAGGAGCUUCAGAAGAAAACCCAACAGAUGGCCACUGUCCAGCAGGAGCAUAUUGAGCAACAGAAGGUCCUUCUCCAACAGUCUUUCCUCACUGAGAAGGAGCUGCUGCUGAAAAGAGAAAAAGCUGUUGAAGAUGAGAAAAAGAAGCUGGAGAAACAGUAUGAAGAGGAAGUGAAAAAGGCCAAAGCGUUUAAAGAAGAACAGGAACGUCAGCGCUCAAUCAUGGAGGAGGAGAGGAAGAAGCUGCAGGCCAUAAUGGACGAGGCUGUGAAGAAGCAAAAGGAGGCAGAAGCAGAGAGGAAAAACAAACAGCAGGAAAUGGAGGUGCUAGAAAAGAAAAGACUGGAACAAGAAAAACUCUUGGAGGAGGAGAACAAGAAGCUCAGAGAGAAGCUGCAGAGUUUGGAGGUUGCUUCUAAGGAAGGUGCGUCCAAAACAAAGGAAAUGGAAGUUCAGACAGAUAAAGUUCCCGAGGAGCAGCCAGUCUCAAUGACGAUGGUAGGGACAACAAAGAAAGUUCUGAAUGGUUCAGUCGAAGUGGAUGGGGUGAAGAAAGAUGGAGAAUCUCUAUUAGAAUUUGAUGGAAUCCGUGAAAAGGUUCCUGCAGAGAGACUUCUUGACAUUGGAGUCCUGACCAAGAAGGACAUGGACAAACUAAAAAAAGGCAAAGUCUCAGUGCAGGAGCUUGAAAAGACGGACAAGGUCCGAUCGUGUCUCAAGGGCCAGAGCUGCAUUGGAGGCAUCCUGACUCCAUCCAAGGAGAAAAUGAGCGUCUACAAGGCCAUGACAGAGAACCAGAUCUCUCCCAACUCUGCUGCAAUGCUUCUUGAAGCUCAAGCAGCUUCGGGCUUUGUUGUUGAUCCAGUGAAAAAUAAACUUCUUUCUGUUGACAAUGCUGUUAAGGAGGAAUUAGUUGGGCCUGAACUCAAUGACCGUAUGCUUUCUGCUGAGCGAGCAGCCACUGGAUUCAAAGAUCCGUACACGGGAGCUAGAAUUUCCCUUUUUGAGGCCAUGAAGAAAGGCCUCAUUGAUAAAGAGCAAGCCACCAAGUUCCUGGAUGUGCAGCUCGCAACGGGCGGGAUUGUGGAUCCCAUUAACAGUCACAGAGUCCCACUUCAGACAGCCUACAAGCAGGGGCAGUUUGAUGCAGACACCAACAAGAAACUGACGGAUUCCAGUGACGAGUCCAAGUUAUUCACUGAUCCCAGCACCCAGGAGCCACUCACCUACAAACAGCUGCUGGAGAAAUGCACCAAAGACCCCGAGACUGGCCUGCUAAUAUUACCGGUGACAGAAAAGGCCCGUCAGAGAGAGAGAACAUACACAGAUAUGGAGACUAAAGAGGUGUUCAGCAGGUCCAAUGUUGAUGUUCCAUUUGGAAAGUUUAAAGGAAAAACUGUCACCAUCUGGGAGGUAAUAAAUUCAGAGUAUUUCACUGAGGAGCAAAGACGAGAACUGAUCCGCCAAUACAAGACGGGCAAGAUCACUGUGGAAAAGGUCAUCAAGAUCGUCAUCACAGUUGUGGAAGACAAGGAGAAGGACAGUGGAAACGUGUUCAAUGGCUUGAGGGCUCCAGUGACUGCCAGUGAGCUCCUAGAGUCCAAGAUCAUAAACAAAGACUUGUUCAACAAAUUGAGCAAUGGGAAGAUGUCGGUUAAAGAGGUUUCUGAGAUAGAUGCUGUGAAGAAGGCCCUGCAAGGAACCCCCAGCAUCGCAGGUGUCCUGAAUGAACCAACGAAAGAGAAGAUGCCUUUUUAUCAAGCCUUGAAAAAAGAUUUACUCUCCCCAGAGACGGCUUUGAAUCUUCUUGAAGCUCAGGCAGCAACUGGAUUUAUGAUUGAUCCUGUAAAAAAUGAACGCAUGCCUGUUGAUGAAGCUGUUAAAUCGGGUCUUGUUGGUCCAGAGCUGCACGAACGUCUCCUGUCCGCAGAGCGAGCUGUCAGUGGCUACAGCGAUCCAUACACGGGGAAAAAGGUGUCCGUUUUUGAAGCCAUGAGCAAAGGCCUCGUAAAGAAAGACCAAGGCAUCCGUCUGCUGGAAGCUCAGCUUUCAACAGGAGGAGUCAUUGAUCCCAUUAAAAGCUGUCGCAUCCCAAAUGAGGUUGCCUGCAAGCGAGGAUACUUUGAUGAGGACAUCAACAAGACCUUGAACCAAAACACAGAUGAGACAAAAGUAUUUUAUGAUCCUAACUCACAGCAGGAUGCCACCUAUGCACAACUCAUGAAUAAAUGUAUCACAGACAAAGAGACUGGACUGCCAUUACUUCCCCUGUCAAAGAAGGUUCCGAAGCUGAAAGAGGACAAAAAAAUAACAGAGGCCAAAACGAAAGAGGAUCUAAACCAGAAGACCGUGGAGCUGGAAUACGGACCUUUCAAAGGGAGAAAAGUCACGAUUUGGGAGAUCAUAAACUCUGAGUACAUCUCAGAGGAACAGAGACUAGAACUGAUCCGUCAGUACAGAAUGGGAGUGGUAACAAUUGAGAGGCUGAUAAAGAUUGUGAUAACGACCAUUGAUGAGAAAGAGGCCAAAAUAAAGGAUGAAGCUUGUUUUGAAGGCCUGAGAGAACCAGUCACUGCAGGCUCUCUGCUUGAUUCUAAUAUUAUUGAUAAAGCCACAUUUGACCAACUCCAGCAGGGUAAUAAGGCUCCCAAAGAAGUCAGUCAAACCGAUAAAGCCAGAAAGUACCUGCGAGGCACCGACCGCAUCGAUGGUAUCACUAUGGAGGACUCCAACGAGAAGUUAAGCAUAUAUGAAGCUAUAAAAAGGCACGUUUUACAGCAUAACACUGGACUGGCACUUCUUGAGGCCCAAGCUGGUACCGGAUUUUUAACCGAUCCAGUAAAAAACCAAAAAUACUCUGUGGAAGAUGCUGUGAAGGCUGGAGUUGUUGGCCCUGAGCUUCAUGAGAAACUUCUUUCAGCUGAAAAAGCCGUGACGGGAUACAAAGAUCCUUACACAGGCACUAAGAUUUCCCUCUUCCAAGCCAUGAAGAAAGAGCUUGUGUUGAGGGAGCAUGCUAUUCCUAUCCUGGAAGCUCAGAUGACAACUGGUGGAAUAAUCGAUCCAGUCAGCAGCCAUCGUGUUCCCAAUGAUGUCGCCAUCCAGCGUGGUUUCUUCAGUAAAGAAAUGUUGAAGUCAUUCAACGAACCCACUGCCGACAUCAAAAGCUUCACCAAUCCCAACACCAAUGAACAGGUGACUUACAAACAGCUGCUGGAGAAAUGUAUAAGAGAUCCCAACACUGGCCUGUGCUACCUGCCUCUGUCCAAGGUUGAGGCUCCUGCAACGACUGAGAAAUCGUACCAAUACACUGAGGAGCAAGCUCAGAAAGAUCUAGCUAAUACUCAAAUUGAGAUCCCACAUCAGAGCUUUGCAGGAAAGAGUAUGACCAUCUGGGAGAUCAUAAACUCAAACAUGCUCCCUGAAGAGGAAAGGCAGCGGAUUCUGGAGCAGUUCCGGUUGGGCCAAAUCACGAAGGAGAGGAUGGUCAUCAUCAUCAUCGAAAUCAUUGAACAAAGAGAGACUCUGAAGCUGGAGCAAAGCAGGUCAUGUGAUGUUAUCAGGAGAAGAGUUACUAUCGAGGAGCUCUACAGUGCUCGAAUUAUUGACCUGCACACAUACAACCUACUGAAACAGGAGAAAAUGAGUAUCCUGGAGGUGAUGGAGAUGCCUUCGGUGAAGAAGUACCUCUUUGGCACAGGUUGCAUUGCAGGGAUUUUGUCUGACAGUCCUCCUAAAAUUAGCAUUUACCAGGCUAUGAAAAAUGGCCAGAUUAAGCCUGAAGUUGCUUUGAAUCUUCUUGAGGCCCAGGCAGCCACAGGGUUCCUGAUUGAUCCAGUAAAAGACGAGCUCCUAACAGUUGAUGAAGCUGUACGUAAGGGCCUUGUUGGACCUGAGCUCCAUGACAAGCUUCUCUCAGCUGAGCGUGCAGUGACAGGAUACAGGGAUCCAUACAGCGGAAAAGUGAUUUCUCUCUUCCAGGCCAUGAAAAAAGACCUGAUUCCUGAAGAUUAUGCCUUAAGGCUUCUGGAGGCCCAGAAUGCCACUGGAGGACUGAUGGAUCCUGAAUACUACUUCCACCUUCCCCUAGAUGUUGCCAUGCAGCGUGGAUACAUCAAUAAGGAAACCCUUGACAGGAUAACUGAACCCACGACAGAUGUGCGAGGUUACAUUGAUCCAACAACUGAUGAGAAACAGACAUAUGCACAGCUACUGAAGAGGUGCAGAGUUGAUAAAGAAAGCGGACUGCGGCUGCUUUCCCUGGCAGACAGACAGCUUCUCUUCAAGGGUCUCAGAAAAAAAAUCACUGCAGAUGAGCUCCUCCGUUCACAGAUUAUUGACCAAAAGACCUACAAUGAACUCACUGAAGGCACCAUCACAGUGGAGGAGAUCAGCAGAGAACUGAAGAAGUAUCUUGAAGGCACCAGCUCUAUAGCAGGCGUGUAUGUGGAAUCCACCAAAGACCGUCUUUCUAUUUACCAAGCAAUGAAGAAGAACAUGAUCAGGCCAGGAACAGCCUUUGAGCUGCUUGAAGCUCAAGCUGCUACAGGAUAUGUGAUCGAUCCCAUUAAGAACCUGAAACUGAAUGUCGCAGAAGCUGUUAAAAUGAGUGUCGUUGGGCCAGAGUUUAAAGAUAAACUCCUCUCAGCUGAGCGAGCUGUCACAGGCUACAGAGACCCUUACUCUGGCCAGAUUGUCUCUCUUUUCCAGGCAAUGAAAAAGGGUCUCAUUCUAAAGGACCAUGGCAUUCGGCUGCUUGAGGCCCAAAUUGCCACAGGGGGGAUAAUCGAUCCACAAGAGAGCCACCGUUUACCAGUUGAAGCAGCAUAUGAACGUGGCCUCUUUGAUAAGGAAAUGAAUACAAUCCUCACUGACCCCUCCGAUGACACAAAGGGCUUCUUUGACCCAAACACAGAGGAAAACCUCACCUACCUGCAGCUGAUAGAGAGAUGUAUGACCGAUCCAGAGACCGGUCUUCGUCUCCUGCUCCUGAAAGAGAAGAAACGUGAGAGGAAGACAUCAUCUAAGUCUUCAGUUCGUAAACGAAGGGUUGUCAUCGUUGAUCCGGAGUCGGGCAAAGAGAUGUCCGUUUAUGAAGCGUAUCAGAAGGGUCUGAUUGAUCACCAGACCUACAUAGAGCUUUCAGAGCAGGAGUGCGAAUGGGAGGAGAUAACAAUAACCUCUUCCGAUGGAGUCGUAAAGUCCAUGAUCAUUGACAGAAGGUCUGGACGGCAGUACGACAUUGAUGAUGCAAUCUCAAGAGCCCUGAUAGAUAAGUCUGCACUGGAUCAGUAUCGAGCCGGAACGCUGUCCAUCACAGAGUUUGCAGACAUGCUGUCUGGAAACAUGAGCGGCAGCCGAUCACGUUCAUCCUCCUUUGGCUCCUCUUCCUCCUACACCUCGAGCCCAGUACCUUCCAUAAAAACACCAGCAACCACCUGGAACGACCCAACUGAGGAAACUGGGCCUGUAGCUGGAAUAUUGGACACAGACACACUGGAGAAGGUUUCGAUCACAGAGGCCAUUCACCGAAACCUUGUGGACAAUAUAACAGGUCAACGGUUGCUGGAAGCUCAGGCCUGUACUGGAGGGAUCAUUGACCCAAACACAGGGGAGAAGUUCUCUGUGGCAGAUGCCAUGAAUGAAGGACUUGUGAAUAAAAUCAUGGUGGACCGUAUCAGUUUAGCCCAGAAGGCGUACAAUGGAUUUGAAGACCCCAGAACUAAAACCAAAAUGUCUGCUGCCCAAGCUCUGAAGAAAGGAUGGCUUUACUAUGAAGCCGGACAGCGGUUCCUUGAAGUCCAGUACCUCACUGGUGGGCUGAUCGAACCAGAUGCUUCUGGCAGAGUCUCCAUUGAUGAUGCUGUCAAGAAAGGCACCUUAGACACCCGCACAGCCCAGAAGUUACGAGAUGUUAGCGCAUAUUCCAAAUACCUCACCUGCCCUAAAACCAAGCUCAAGAUUUCCUACAAGGACGCUAUGGAAAGAAGCAUGGUCGAGGAGGGAACUGGUCUAAGGCUGCUUGAAGCAUCGUCUCAGUCCACCAAAGGCCUUUACAGUCCAUAUAGCAUCAGUGGUUCUGGCUCUGCUACAGGAUCACGGUCUGGUUCCAGAACUGGAUCUAGAUCAGGCUCCAGAAGAGGAAGCUUUGAUGCCACAGGGUCUAGUUUUACAACAACCUUCUCGUCCUCCUCCUAUGGCUCACCGAGCUACAGCCGGCGGUACUGAGCGGGAGGCCCAGGAAGGAUGUGCUUUAAAACCACAACGCUCACCAGAUGCCUACUUCCCUGUGGAAUAAAGACCUCCUUUAUUCUGCUCUGCACUGGGUUUUUACAAAUUUAGAAUUUUUCAUUUUCUGCCAACUUAUUCCUUCAGUUCAUUGUAUAUUUUACUCUUGCUGGAAGGCCCGAGUAUGGUGCCUCAUCAGAUCCAUGAUCAUGUCCUGUAAGCAGUUCAUGAUCAUAAAUGUCUCAGUUGUACAUGGCUUUUUAAUAUUCAUUUUAGGAUAUACAUUUGGUCUUUCACAAACAUGCAUUUAUUUACUAAAAAUACUGUUGCACUGUUAACAGAACCAAAUUGGAUGUAAAAACUAAGGUUUCUGUUCAUGUGUAUAUUUCUGAAACAUAAGGACAAAAACCUUCUCUGCAGAGCAGAAUAUGGAGUCUAUCGAUAGUUUGCUUAAAGAAUGCCUAGCUUCAAGAUCUUUCCUCUCCUGGGCUACACUGCCAUAUUUACUCUCAAACGCAUAAACCUUCAUAACUAGAAGAUCAUCAUAAAUCCUGCAGGUGGAGCAACGUGUGCACACUAAAAUGGACAGAAAAUAAAGCAUAAAUGGCAAAAACCUGGAGACAUCAUCAGGACUAAUCUUUGACAGUUUGACCAACAUAUAUAAAUCCCUGCUUUUUCUGGACGCACAGAAAGGAACUGCUUCCAGCUUUUAGUUCUUCUCCAACUCUUUGCUCAGAUGUCAGCUUUGGACUCUUGGACGUAAUGUGGACUCUGCUCAUUAUCGGUUUAAGGACACAGUGCUGAAAACAUUUGCUGCUCUGCUGCUUGGUUUGGUUGUUUUGUCAAGAUCUGCAGAAAGUGCCUACAGCAGACACUUUCACUUCACUAGGUUAGUAGCAUUAGUAGAAGGUGCAGACCUCAAACUGAUGCAUGAAUGAAAAAGAAAGGUGAGCAGUCGGCUACAGACCUCAUACAACUAAAGACCCAGUAGGCACAGAGAUUUAUUAGCCAAGAUUCAAAUGACUUUUUUAUUUGGCAGACGAUGUAUUGAGACUGUAGUGAUGAUUGGUGACUGCAGGAAAAACCAUGAGUUAACAUUUCUUUGAGAAAGAUCUUUAAGCUUUGCAGCACACCCAGUCUUUGUAUUUGACACUACACGACUUGUUUUAAUGUUAACUCUCCUUUGUAAAGCAGCACAUUUGAUCUAUAUCUCCUUUUAUUUUCAUACUCUAUAUUUCUGCUUUGCAUGCUUUACUAACAUAUAAAAGAUGCAACAGUUAUAUCUUCUAAAGCCUAUUUUUUGCUAUGUUUCCAGAGGUUUGAAGGAUGUAUUUUAGUGAGGGGUCAUCAAGCCUUGUUUGAAACGGUGUAUUUAUAAGGACGUUUACUGUUGCACCUUAAGCCUGUAAAUAAACCCAGAAAUUAAAAGAAAAAAAAUCGAUGUAUUUUUGUUUUGUCUUGUCUGCUAUCUAAAUAAAGAUUUAGAGGAAUCACUGCUAAACUAAA